CCUGUACUCCGUGUGUGACACAGACUCGUCCCGCUCCUUCUCCCUCACUGUGCCCCCAUCACACGUCUCCUCCCCCGGCGGCCUCUCCUCCUCCUCGUCCCUCCUCCCCACCCGCCGGCCUCUCCCGGUCCCCUCCUACCGCCUGUCCCCGGGCAGGACACGGAAGAUGGCGGCGGAUGAUCGGCAGCGGCCGGACUCGGCUAAGGAGAAGCGCCGGGAGCAGCUGAGCCGGUGGCUGGGUUCGGAGACCGAGCGAUGCCUGCCCCCCGGCUGCAUCCGCCGCCCUCCCCGGGUGCGCUUCGCCCAAGGAGCCGUGUUUAUGGCCGCUUGUUCGGCUGGAGACCGGGAGGAGGUUCGGGAACUGCUGGCGGCCGGAGCCCCGAUCAAUGGCACCAAUGUGGACGGACUGACAGCCCUGCACCAGGCCUGUAUUGAUGAAAAUAUGGAAAUGGUUCAGUUUUUGGUGGAAAAUGGAGCCACUGUGAACCAGCAGGACAAUGAGGGUUGGACCCCCCUACACGCAGCAGCAUCCUGUGGCUUUGUCAGCAUUGCACAGUACUUGAUCUCUAAGGGCGCAAGUGUAUCUAUUGUGAACAGUGAAGGGGAACUUCCGCUGGAUGUCUCUCAUGAGAGCGCUAUGGAGAAACUGCUGAAGAGUGAGGUCAAAAAGCAAGGUGUGGAUCUAGACUCUGUGCGAAGAGAGGAGGAGGAGCUCAUGCUGAGAGAUGUUCGGCGCUGGCUGAACAACGGAAAAUACGAGGAUAUCCGACAUCCAACCACGGGGGCUUCCCCUCUGCAUGUAGCUGCAGCAAAGGGCUACACUGAAGUGAUCAGGCUGCUCCUACAAUUGGGGUUUGACGUGGACUCCCGUGACUUAGAUGGUUGGACUCCCCUGCACGCGGCCACUCACUGGGGCCAUCAGGAUGCAUGCCGUCUCCUGUGUGAGGCUCUCUGUGACAUGGAGGCUGUCAACAAAGUGGGUCAGACGCCUUUUGAUGUUGCAGAUGACAGUUUGGAGUCUGUGUUGGAGGAGCUGAAGAGCAAACAGAGUGUGUUACGCUUGGAGAAGAUGAAGACUGCGCCACAGAUUAUGUCUCAGACAAGUCCUCUCAACCAGAAUGCAGCUAACAGAACAAGGAGGAGUUCUAUUUCUCGUCUGAGCAGCCAGGAAAAGGUCGCACUGCGUGUACAGGACAAAGAGCGCAGUGCGCAGCCGCUUACCAAAACUGUGCCUACCAGCCAGCCCAUCGCGUCCAGCUCUGAAGAGUCCGGUUCUGAUGCAGAGUCAGAGAAAGUUAAAGCUCAAGAAAGGAUUAAUAACUUGAACAAUCAAUUGAGGAACCUGUCGGGUACAGCAGCAAAGAAGACCCCUGCUGUCCAGGAUCAGGAGAAAUCUGAGCCGUCCCUAGGAUCAUGGCGAGCCUCCCUUAGGAAGACUGGUAGUUCUGGAACUCUGAGCUCUGGCACCGCUGCCGAAGAAGGCCGGAGAGCAGCAUUACCAAAAUCUGCAUCCAGCUCCCAGCUAGCAGACAGAGAGAAGACAGGGGCUGAGCUUCGGUUAGCACGGGUCCUUCCAAGCCAAAAACUGCUCACUAACCAGGAAAAUGUGAGGGAACCUCAGUUUGUCCGUGGGUCAUACACUCGGCAGCGGAACAACGAAGAUGAAGGACUUGGCUCACUCCGUAGGCAGAGAGGAGAUCCUUUGACUACGAAGACCGAAACCUCCCUGCCUAAAAGGGAGCCCUUAACAACUAAACCCGAAAGUCCUUUUACGAGUGGGAAUACUGUGACUGCUAAAGUAGAUACAACAGUUUCAGUGACAAAUUCGAUUGGAAGAAAUGGAAAGACUACAAGUACAAAUUCAGAGCCAGUAGCCAACACAGAGACCAAAGAGAGGCGCAGGUCUUACCUGACUCCCGUAAGAGACGAGGAAGCUGAGGCUCAGCGAAAGGCAAGAUCUCGCCACGCCCGACAGUCCCGGCGUUCCACUCAGGGAGUGACCCUGACGGAUUUGAAAGAGGCUGAGAAGGUCAUCAAAGGACAGCAGGAAAAUAAAGUAGUAGAAACAGAACCAGCAAAGAUUCAAUCAAAAGAGGAGACUAGCAAAGACAACCAAAUAAAACCAAGGAGCAGUCGUGCGACUGUUGAUGACGGGGCAGAGGUUAGCUGGAGGGCUCGUAACGCUAGUUUGCAGAAAUCGGAUCUUUUAGGCAUAACCACUCCAGAACCAACGCCGACCUCCUCGGGUUCCCAAAGGCGAGGUGGAGGGCACAGUUUAGAGAGCAAAGAGAUGCAGAAGUCCAAGGAGGAUGAGAAAGAAAGUGAUGAGAAAGGUGGGAGGAACAAGGCAGGUGUGCGAGACCGGAGGCGGCCACGCGGGAAGAGGAGAUCCACCGGAGUUCCAGUGACCACUAGAGAUUGCGAUGGAGAAGAUUCAGAAGAGGAGGAUGGGGCGGAGGAGAGUCCGCAAGCUCAGGUAGAUGGACUUAGCUCUCGGGCUGAGACAGUCUCUAAUGCGCACACUGCAAGCCGCAUAGAAGCAGCUAUAGCGGCUGAGCACAGGGACACUAAAGACUUCAAAAAACUGUAUGAAGACCUGAUGAGAGACAACGGACGUCUUCGCUCCCAGCUGCUAAACACCCAGAACUUGGUGAAUGAUACAAAAGCAGAGUUGGAGAGAGCCAACCAGAGGCAGGAAAGAAGUGUGGACAGGUCCUUUCUCAUUGACACUGAGAAAAAGGAAAAGGUCAUCCUGGAGCGCAGAUUAUCUGAACUUCAGGACGAACUCAAGGUUCUCGGAGACCUAAAGGCCGAUAACCAGCGUCUGAAAGAUGAGAAUGGAGCUCUAAUCAGAGUUAUCAGUAAGCUGUCUAAAUAGCACGGCUGCCUCAGGACUACUCUGUUACCUGCUCUCUCGCGUGUCACCCCAUUGGGGCAGACCAGGUGGACAUACGGAGAAUAUUACAGGGAGCUGGAGUAUAAAGGAUGUGUGUUCAGCCCCUUCCCUUCUAUCACUUCACCCCUUUUCCGCACAGCCACCCCUGAGACUGUCUGGGAGUUGUCACAUUGGAGGCCAUGUUGUCUUCUUGGAGCAUUGCUAAAAGGCCAAGACCAUCUGCAGAGAAGGUGUUUAUAUUACCUGUAUUUUACAAAACAGAAAAGAAAACCAGAACAAAAGAAACACUGCCACUUGAGACCCUCCCGGUCUGCUUUUGUUGCCAUCUACAGCAGAUUUUUUUAAAACCUCCUAUAUUCACCCCUGCUCUCUUGGCAAGAUCGGUUGACCAGAGAUGACACUUAAGAAUAUAUUUUCUGUACAGGUUUUUGGCGGACACCACAAAAUGACCUUCAGACUAUACCCUCUGAUUCAAAGAUUCCUACUUUAUAAGGCGGUGUUCCUCACAUCUACUUAACCACUGGAGAACCCAGGAUCCAAAAAAAAAAUCAAAAUGCAGUUCAGGUACAAAGACUCAACUGGACAAACAAACGCUCAGAUUCAUCACCGUAGAUGAGCCCCCUUGAUUUUUUUUUUUUUUUUUUGGAGUACUGUGGAAUUCUAGGAGAGGGACACAGACUGUGGGACAGCGGGCCAGAUUGGAAUGUUCUAAAGGUGACUGGGACCUCUGAUGUAUGGAGGUGGCUGCUUUAUUAUGUCCAGACCAUUGUGUCCUACCCCUUGUAUGCACAGCGAGAUAAUCACAGGAUGGAGUACAGAGGCCUGAUUGGGGUGAGCAACAUUUGACCAUCCAGAUCCAAAGUUUGGGAAGUGCACACAUUUGUACGAUCGUGUUUUGGUUUUAGUUUGUUGUUUCCAAAGUGUUCUUCUUUUUCUCUUAUGCAACUGAUGUCACGAUGUUGAAAUAAGCUGCCGGUUUUGGGUAGGUAACACAGUAUGUUCUUUUUUUUUUUCAUGAGCACAUUUGCAACACUAAACUCCAAUUGCAUUAUUUCCCCCACUUUUGUUAGAUUUUGUUGUUGUUGAUCAGGGAGAGAGGAUUUUAUUUAUUAUAUAUAUUUUUUAUUACUUUUUUUUUUUUUUCUCUUUGGAGCAGAGUGGCAGUAAUAAGUCAUUUUUCUUUUAUAUCCAUAAACGGUUAAAUACCAUGCCCAUCCUAAGUGGCAGAGAUUGCAGGAGGGCUACUACCGCAGGUUCUCCUCUCAUUUAUUCUCUACUCAAGCAAGUAACAAGUAAUAAGGCUGAUGCAUUGGUCCGACUCGCUCUUUGCCAAGUUCACACCUAUUUAUCAGACUGUUGUAGCCCAACCACUGUAACUCACCCGAAUGAACUGUGUGGGCAGGGAUCUAAACUUUAGUAGACACAUCUGGUUUUAGAAAAUAAGUUAUAUGACGAGACAAAUAGAUAAAAUGCCAGCGGCCAUGUCCGUUUUAUGGGAUGAUGUUUUUGAAAACUGAUGCACAGUAAAUAAAGGUCAGGAGGGGGAGAGGUAUCAAGUUUUGGAGAGAUAAAGUACUAACCAAUCAGCUCCUAACCGUCAUGUUUUAAACACAGCCUGUAAAAUGACAGAAGCUGAUUGCUUGGUACUUUAUCUCUCUCUCUCUCUCUGAGGUUUGAUACAUUUUUUUUUCUAGUACGAUUUAGAAAAUGAAAGCAGAUACCUGCUUAGUUGCUGUUUGUCUCAACAAACUUUCUCUGCACCAGUUUUCAUUAAUGUCCAUGAUUAACAACAGCCUCGCUCACAAAUAUGCAACAUUCAGUAACCCGUUCUGCCUCUUUGUGGGGGUAUGUAUCAAGUCUUGGAGAGAGAUAAAGAGCUAACUGAUCAGCUUCAAUAAUUUUACAGGGUGUGUUUGAAAAAUGGCAGUUUUGAGCCGAUUGGUUGGCACUUUAUCUGUUAACUUUAUCUUGCUCCAAGGUUUGAUACAUCUCCCCCUUUUUGUGUGGUUAUUAAAACCUAUCCUGCAAUAGACCUUACAUUUCUUCAAACCCUCGUGAAUCACAAUGGGGGCAAUGUGUGUAUCUCUUUAGCAGAAAGGUGGUUAAUCUGUGACAAGGCAGAAAUCUGUCCCUGUUCCCAAGACAUAGAGGGAAAGAAAUUCUUUAUUCUGGGAGCAGAGCAGUGAGAAAAACCAGGAGGCUGGAAUGUAACACUCUCUCUCACUCUCUCUCUCUGGCAUCGAACCAGCUGAGAGACAUACGGGGCUGUGUAGCUGACAUUGAAAGCACAUGCCUUGGGUAGGUGAUGAGAUGCUCAUACUCCCCGGGACCUCUCCAGUCUUUCCUGAUACUAAUCCCCAAAUCUUCCCCCUCCUCAAUCAGUAUGCACCGUAUUCGACUUCUGCCUGUGUUUUAUUUUUUUCACUCACGUGUUAUUAUUUUGUGCAAUAUAUUGUAUUUAUAAAUUGUUUUAACAAACACUGCGUUUUUGUUCAAGUUGCAGUACUGCCUUUUUUGCUUUGAUUUUUGUUUGUAUAAUUUAUAAAUGCACUGUUUUUAUUUUGCAAGGCACUCAUUUGUGUGUGUGUGUGUGUUUGCUCAUUUGCCAACAUUUCCGCCUCCGUUUGUCAUGUGACCUUGCCCGGUUCUGUCCUCCCGUGUCCAACACAGGAAUUGGCAUGCUCUGACACUCCAUCUUGUAAAAUGGAAAACUUACUUUGUCAUGUGGAGUGCCGAGGGAUACCCAUACCUGGCUUAACCUGAUUGAUGUAUCCCAUUCCAUUAGUAUCCUCUUGUGUAAGUAUGUCCUUCUGAACAGCCUUGUGUGUCUUAUCGGUGAUGGGAUAUCCUCUCAUCACCCCAAACCUACAAAUAAACUCACUUUGAAACCUA
Molecule: messenger RNA, 5788 nt
Organism: Pseudophryne corroboree (corroboree frog)
Lineage: Eukaryota; Metazoa; Chordata; Amphibia; Anura; Myobatrachidae
Product: protein phosphatase 1 regulatory subunit 12A-like
Exons: 24
Coding region: 167-2878 (903 amino acids)
Biological process (GO): signal transduction
Cellular component (GO): cytoplasm
Molecular function (GO): enzyme inhibitor activity; protein kinase binding; phosphatase regulator activity
Source: RefSeq, a predicted model, not a curated record